AUCAUGCAAACACAAAGAUAGUGCUUAAUAUUGGAUAAUUAUAGUUAUUUAUUCUUCCACCCUCCAACUCAAUGGCAUUAGCUUCCACACUUAUUCUAUUAUCGUUCUUCCUUUACAUGCUACUCAUGCCAUUGACUUCACAAGAAAAAGACAAUGAGAAUUUUGAUCAAUGGAUAUCUUUGAAUGUGAAACACUACAAUAGUAGAAACAGAGAAACAAGUUUGAAAUGGAUGCAAGAAUCAAUCAAACACAAAAAACAACGUCAUGUUCCUCCACCUCCUGCUAGUAGCAGCUUUGAUCCAAAACUUAUAUACGCGGAGAUGAACAAAAUGAUAAUCACCGUGAGUCAAGACGGAAGUAGCAAUUUCAAUACUAUUAAGGAAGCUCUUGCUACCAUUCCACUCUAUAACAAGCGCAGGGUCAUACUGGACAUCAAACCCGGAGUUUAUAGGGAAAAAAUUAACAUUCCAAGAAGUUUGCCGUUUGUGACAUUUCGGGGCGAUAGUAGCAAUCCGCCACGGAUUACAGGAAAUGACACAGCUUCAGCUACAGGAACCGGUGGUACGCCUUUAAAAACAUUCCAAAGUGCUACUGUUUCUAUCGAUGCCGAUUAUUUUAUCGCCAUAAAUGUUAUUUUUGAGAAUACAGCACCCCAUGUGGUUGGAACUGCAGGAGAACAAGCAGUGGCACUAAGAAUAUCAGGAAACAAAGCAGCAUUUUACAAUUGCAGUUUCUAUGGAAGCCAAGACACACUUUAUGAUCAUAAGGGACUUCACUAUUUCAACAAUUGUUUCAUUCAAGGCUCCGUUGAUUUCAUUUUUGGGUAUGGUAGAUCCCUAUAUGAGAACUGCCACUUGAACUCAGUAGCAAAGAAAAUAGCGUCCCUGACAGCCCAGAAACGUACAAAUUCAUCGAUAUUAAGUGGAUUUUCGUUCAAGAACAGCACCAUAACAGGGACAGGAUCAGUUUAUUUAGGCAGGGCGUGGGGUGAUUAUUCUAGAGUGAUAUUUUCGUAUACUUAUAUGGACAGCAUUGUUCUUCCACUAGGAUGGAAUGAUUGGGGCAAAACAAUUAGAGACUCGAGAGUGUAUUAUGGGGAGUACAGGUGCAGUGGACCAGGAGCCAACAUUACAGGAAGAGUUCCGUGGGCACGAAUUCUCAACGAUGAAGAGGCCAUGCCUUUUAUUGGCACCUAUUAUGUUGAUGGCGAUUCUUGGCUUAUACAUCCCUACUAGUUCCAACUUGCAAUAAUCAAUUUUAUCGCUUAUGUACACCCUUUCGUGUCUUUCUACUUGUUAUUGUUGUGACAAAUGACAAACUUAUUACAAGCAUAUGUAUCGCGUUACAUUGUAAAAGAUGCACCUGUUUAUAGGAUUUCUAUGUAUGGGCACAAAUACAACACUAAGAUAUAAUGUUCCAGCUAGGAACAUCCUCAGCUUCAACUAUACAGCCACAGUAAUAAUAGUAAGAGUAAUAGUAAUUGUUUCGAGUCGUGUUACCAUUAUUAUGGCUUGUUUCUUCAGCAUCGAGAAGCAGCCCAUCGUCUUGUCCAUGCAGAUAGAUGUCCUCGCGAGAUCUAAUAAGAGCUUCCAGCAGCAACACUAGUGAUGCCAUUUUAUAAUUUGCCACUGAGUUAAAAGACAGAAACAGAGAAAAAGAAGAGCAGUAUGUACCAAGAAAAAUGAAAAGUGGCAGUAUAAAAUGUACCAUAUUCAUGAGUUGGAUCAUCUGAACCUCAACUACUUAUUUUGCAACACGAAAAGAAUUUGGACAUUCAUAAAAUUAAGUUUCUUUACCUA
Molecule: messenger RNA, 1799 nt
Organism: Solanum pennellii
Lineage: Eukaryota; Viridiplantae; Streptophyta; Magnoliopsida; Solanales; Solanaceae
Product: probable pectinesterase 53
Exons: 5
Coding region: 72-1235 (387 amino acids)
Biological process (GO): cell wall modification
Molecular function (GO): pectinesterase activity
Source: RefSeq, a predicted model, not a curated record